Molecule: messenger RNA, 902 nt
Organism: Haliotis rufescens (red abalone)
Lineage: Eukaryota; Metazoa; Mollusca; Gastropoda; Lepetellida; Haliotidae
Product: peptidyl-prolyl cis-trans isomerase 7
Exons: 6
Coding region: 183-701 (172 amino acids)
Biological process (GO): protein folding; protein peptidyl-prolyl isomerization
Molecular function (GO): peptidyl-prolyl cis-trans isomerase activity
Source: RefSeq, a predicted model, not a curated record
GAGCAUAACCUGCCUAAGGAUCAUAUUAUUGGAGAUAUCAGUUCGUUAAAUUUCGCUUCCAAACUUUUGAAUUUUUCACCGAAGCGAAAAGAAGGAUCCCAUCCGACACCGGCUAACAGUAUCUGUCUUGUUUCAGCAAUUGCAUCCGUAGGUACUAAAGUAUUAUCCACAGCAGAUUAAAGAUGGGCAACCCACGUGUGUUCUUUGAUAUAAGCAUAGGUGGCGUUGUUGUUGGCCGUGUGGUGUUUGAGCUAUAUAAGGAUAAAGUACCUAAAACAGCCGAGAACUUUAGAGCUCUCUGCACUGGAGAAAAAGGGUCGACCAAGGGCGGUAAACCCCUCCAUUUCAAGGGAUGCGUGUUCCAUAGAAUUAUCAAGGACUUCAUGAUCCAAGGUGGAGACUUCACUAAGGGCGAUGGAACUGGAGGAGAAAGCAUCUACGGAGAGACAUUCAAGGAUGAAAACUUUACCCUGAUGCACGAAAAACCAGGACUACUAAGCAUGGCUAACUGUGGACCCAACACCAAUGGUUCCCAGUUUUUCAUUACAACCGUUGUCACAGGCUGGUUGGACAAGAAACAUGUGGUGUUUGGCCAAGUGGUGGAGGGGAUGGAAUUUGUCAAGCAGCUGGAGAAUGUUAAGGUGGACAGAGGUGAUGCUCCUUUAAAGAAAUGUCUGAUUCAGGAUUGUGGAGAGCUGUGAUGGGGUUAAUGCCAACUAAGGAAGAACAAUGGCGGUUCUGAUGUUGUAUGGAGCAGAAUGAGGUGCAUUCAAGUUUACCUUGAGCUCGAAGUAGAAUCACAACUCAUAUUUUUAAUAACACACUCACUGACCUAUUUUUUUGUUUUUUAUACAAGCACUUAUUAUUUUGUUCUUCAUUGAAAGUAAAUUAGCUCAAACCUG